Messenger RNA from Aspergillus vadensis CBS 113365, 1153 nucleotides. Its product is annotated as SDR family oxidoreductase. The transcript is spliced from 3 exons. Gene Ontology annotation, molecular function: acylglycerone-phosphate reductase (NADP+) activity; triacylglycerol lipase activity. Gene Ontology annotation, cellular component: lipid droplet; endoplasmic reticulum. The record is from RefSeq and is a predicted model, not a curated record. Bases 1 to 846 code for a protein of 281 amino acids. NCBI's taxonomy places the organism in Eukaryota, Fungi, Ascomycota, Eurotiomycetes, Eurotiales, Aspergillaceae. Gene Ontology annotation, biological process: phosphatidic acid biosynthetic process; triglyceride catabolic process.
AUGGCGCCCCUUAAGACUGUCCUGAUCACCGGCUGCUCCGCCAACGGCAUCGGAUCGGCCCUGGCCGAGGCGCUCGCCAAUCAAGGCCACCACGUCUUCGCCACUGCGCGCUCACCUUCCAAAAUUCCGUCGUCUCUCACCACUCUGUCCAAUGUCACCCCUCUCCAGCUCGACGUCACCUCAUCGGAAUCUGUAGCUGCCGCACUCCAGGCCGUCGAGCAGCACGGAGCAGGCCUCGAUAUUCUCAUAAACAAUGCGGGCUCCGGAUACACCAUGCCGCUGCUGGACGUCGACCUCGCCCAGGCCCAGCAGGUCUACGAGACCAAUAUCUGGGGACCGCUGCGCCUCACACAAGCUGUAGCACCAUUGCUACUAUCCCGCGGUGGACGCGUCGUCAACAUAAGCAGCGUGGGUGCCGUAGUUCCCACGCCAUGGAUCGGCAUCUACUCAUCCUCGAAAUCGGCCCUGAGCAAUCUCUCCGAGACUUUGCGACUCGAACUCGCGCCACUAGGCGUAUCCGUGGCCACGCUCAUGAUCGGCACCGUCACGACGCCUUUCCACGCAAACGAGCCCACAUUCACCAUCCCGCCAAGCUCACGGUAUGCAGCUAUCGCGCAGACCAUCUCCCGCUGGGCCUCGGGUGAGGCGAGUCCAAAGGGAUGCUCGGCACAGGAGCUGGUGGAUUUGAUCCUGCCUGAUGUACUGGGUACGACAGGAAAUGGCAUGUUCUGGCGCGGGCCAAAUAGCGGUGCGGUGAAGUUUGUUUCUCAAUGGGUGCCGGGGUGGUUGGCUGAUCGCAUGAUGAGCAUGGGCCAGGGGUUGGAUGAGCUCGCGGCGAGUCAAUGAAAGUGAACAAUGGCUAGGUCCGCUUAGCCGCUUGAACAUUUAUAAAACUCUGAGAUGCGAUUGUAGAUAUUCGAUGCUCGCUAUAACGCAACCUACAUACAUCCUGCUCGGGGGCACUGUUACCCAUGUAGAGUGCCUAAGGUGUCUCGUGAAUUCCGACCGUCAUGGAUCGUUACUGCCUCGGGCGAAUAUAGUAGAGAUAGGAGAAAAUCCAUGCUUAUCGUACCUCCAUGUAUCUGAAGAAAAACCAAGAAAAAAAAAUUAAAUCAGCUCGUAUCAUAUUAUAGCCAAAUAUAGCUUUCUAAAA